AUGGCGGAAGCUAGCAAUGCGAGUGGCUCGGUCGUCAACUCUAACGAGAAGGUGAACAAUUGGCUAGACGGACAGGCCGCUGGAAGAUCAGAUGGAGGUCGAUCAGUGCGAGCAAAUGAUCUUUGCGCGAAUCAGAUUUCCGGAGACCCAGCGGAGCAACCUACUUCCCCGCUUCCAUUCGUACCGCAGAAUUCCGAGCAGCAGAAUUUCCCGGUUCAUCCACUGCCACCGGUGGCGGUGCAGAAUACCAACGGUUCCCGUUUACACGAAUUUCCACCGCGAUUUCCAAGCGGUACAGUACCAGUAAUCGGAUCACAUUCUUCAAGGCCAGCUCAAGUACCACAACCUGCACCGACUGCCCCCAUUUUCUCUGGUGCAACCCUGUCGCAAGCGCAAAUUGCUGCGAGACAGGUUUUGGGCAAAGAUUUACCUGUUUUCAGCGGGAGCCUCGAAGAGUGGCCCAUCUUCAUUAGUAACUUCGAGCAGUCUACGGCCACCUGCGGUUACUCAGAUGCGGAAAACUUGGUACGCCUACAACGGUCGCUAAAGGGAAAUGCCCUCGAAUCGGUGAGAAGCCGAUUGCUCUUACCAGCAAGUGUACCGCACGUCGUCCAGACCCUGCGUACUCUCUUCGGAAGACCGGAACUCCUGAUCCGGUCCUUGCUGAGUAAAAUUCAUCAAAUCCCACAGCCGAGGUUCGACCGGCUGGAAACGGUUAUGCAAUUUGGUCUAGCAGUGCAGAAUCUAGUCGACCACCUGAAAGCGGCGCAGCAGUGUAACCAUUUGGCGAAUCCGGUUCUCUUACAAGAGCUGGUGGAGAAACUUCCGGGUUCAAUGCGGUUGGACUGGGCAGUAUUCAAGAACCGGCAUCAUCCGGUGACACUCGAUACGUUCGGCGAGUUCAUGUCCGGGUUGGUCACGGCGGCCAGUGAGGUUUCCUUCAACAUUCCGGGACCGACCACCACAAAAUUCUUCACGCAGACCGAAAUCAGGAGCAACAAGCAGAAAGGUGGAAAUACGGGUGUCGUUCAAACUCACUCCGCAGACGAAAAUCCUCCCGUUCCCACAACUCCCACACCGAGCAGCACCCCUACAAGCACCAAACCAGGCAAGCAAUGCCUGUCGUGUGGUCGAGUAGGACACCGAGUAGCCGAAUGUCAGCAAUUCAACGGUGCCAGCGUCGAUGAGCGAUGGAAGUUAGUGCAGCAGAAAAGUCUUUGCCGGACGUGCCUCAACAGUCACGGCAAAUGGCCGUGCCGGUCCUGGAACGGUUGCGGUGUCAGCGGAUGUCGUCAGAAACAUCACACUCUUCUGCACUCUGCUACGAUUUCCGAGCGAACGAAUAUUUCUUCCAGCCAUGUAACUUCCGGGGACUUGCAGUGGCCACUUUUCCGUGUCCUUCCGGUCAUCCUACAUGGUAUCAAUGAAUCCAAAACUAUCUACGCCUUCAUCGAUGAAGGGUCAUCCUACACCCUGCUUGAUGAAUCCAUUGCGAAAUCGGUUGGUGUUAGUGGCAAACCGGAAGCGCUGACCCUUAAGUGGACCGGAAAUGUGACACGGGUUGAGCCGAAUUCCCAAUGCGUACGGCUCGAUGUUUCCGGCAAAUGUAGCAAUUCCCGCUACACUCUGUCCAAUGCGCGUACGGUUAGUCGUCUUGUAUUGCCCAUGCAAAGUUUGAAUUACCGGGAUCUUGCAAAUUGUUUCCCUCAUUUGCGCGGUCUCCCACUCGAAGACUACGAGUCAAUCGAACCCAAGCUGCUCAUAGGUUUAGAUAAUCUUCGUUUGUGCGUUCCUCUGAAGCUACGAGAAGGGCCGCCAUCACAUCCUAUCGGUGCGAAAUGUCGGUUGGGUUGGAGCAUCUAUGGGUAUAUUCCAAAACACUCGAAUCAGUCCGCAAUCGUCGGUUUCCAUAUCGGGACAGUUUCCGAUCCUGAUCGUGAACUAAAUGAACAGCUUCGUGACUACUUCACCCUCGAAGAUGCCGGAGUCGUCGAACCACGCCAUGGGUCACCCGACGAGAAACGUGCAAUCGAGCUGCUACAGGAAACUACUCGACGAACACCUACCGGUACGAACUUCGAAACCGGUCUUCUAUGGAAAAUGGACAACCCCAACUUCCCCGACAGCUAUCCGAUGGCGGUUCGACGUUUAGAGUCGCUAGAGCGUCGUCUUCAACGAGAGCCAGAAUUGCAACGUCGUGUACAUGAGCAGAUUAGAGACUACGAACGGAAGGGUUAUGCACACCGUGCGAGCUUGGCUGAAUUGACCUCUGUAGAAGCCGGCCGCGUAUGGUACCUUCCCCUUGGUGUGGUUACUAGCCCGAAAAAGCCCGGGAAAGUUCGGCUAAUCUGGGAUGCGGCGGCCAAGGUGGGUGACGUGUCAUUUAACUCGAAAAUCCUUAAGGGGCCAGAUCUUCUCACUCCACUUCCGAUGGUUCUAUACCAAUUCCGCCAAUAUCCGGUGGCGGUGACUGGCGACGUAAUGGAAAUGUUCCAUCAGUUAAAAAUACGUUCGCCUGAUUGCCAAUCGCAGCGCUUCGUGUUCCGUGAUCGUCCAACAGACCUUCCUCGAAUUUACGUCAUGGACGUCGCCACCUUCGGGUCGUCCUGUUCCCCAGCGUCGGCGCAGCACAUCAAAAACCUCAAUGCGGAUGAGUUUGCCAGCGAAUAUCCGAGAGCUGCAGCAGCCAUCAAGAACAAACAUUACGUUGAUGACUACUUGGACAGCUUUCAGACGAACGAGGAGGCGAUUCAAGUGGUGAACGAAGUCAAGCUGGUACACUCCAAAGGGGGCUUCACUCUCCGGCGAUUCCUAUCAAAUGAGCCCGAAGUCCUGCAUGGAAUUGGCGAGAAAGCAGAGGGAGGAUCGAAAAACCUACAGCUGGAGCGCGGUUGUAAGUCUGAGUCAGUGUUAGGAAUGAAAUGGAUCCCGGAUGAGGACGUAUUUACCUAUGCCUUCGGUAUGCGGGACGAUCUGCUGCUCAUUUUGAAGAACGAUUACAUUCCCACCAAACGAGAAGUUGCCAGAGUGGUCAUGAGUCUGUUCGACCCACUCGGUCUCAUCGCCUUCUUCCUGGUGCACGGCAAAGUGUUGAUCCAGGAGCUCUGGGCGUCGGGCGUAGAAUGGGACCAAGAAAUACCGCACGAUAUCAACGAACACUGGCGACUUUGGGCAGAUUCUCUUCAGCAACUGGACCAACUUCGCAUUCCAAGAUGCUAUUUCCGCUCCUCAAAUGACCUCACUCGUCUACAAAUUCACCUGUUCGUGGAUGCCAGCGAGACCGCCUACGCUGCUGUAGUUUUCUUCCGCUUGGAAACCGAUCGUGGUAUCGAGGUGGCACUUGUCGGGGCGAAAACCAAGGUGGCGCCGCUGAAGACGCUCUCGAUCCCUCGACUUGAACUGAAGGCAGCGGUUCUGGGCAUCCGCCUGAUGGAGACCGUCCAGAAGUAUCACUCGUACACAGUCAAUCAGCGCUACUGUUGGAGCGAUGCAAGCACUGUACUCGCGUGGGUACGUUCAACCGAUCAUCGCCGCUACCACAAGUUUGUUGCCGUUCGGAUCGGCGAGAUCUUGUCAUCAACACAGCAGUCGGAGUGGAGGUGGGUACCGUCUGCACUGAACGUGGCCGAUCAGGCAACCAAAUGGAACAACAACCCGCAAGUAACCUCAAGCGACCCCUGGCUCCGGGGACCGGACUUCCUCUACGAGUCUGAAGAUCGGUGGCCUAAGCAGCGCACUGUCACACCGACUGAGGAAGAGCUUCGUCCUAUUCAUCUUCACGCCGCCCACUUUGCUCCCAACAUGGUAUUCGCAAGAUUUGAUCAGUGGACCAAAAUGCACCGUGUGGCUGCGUAUGUUCUUCGCGGCAUCGAUAAUUUCCGCCGGCGUAGAACCAACGACAAGGUGGAACUGGGCCACCUCACUAGCGAUGAACUCCGACGGGCAGAAGAAGCGUUGCUGAAGACCGCUCAAAGUGAGUGCUUCGCCGACGAAAUCAACAUCCUCGUCAAAACUCAAGGGCCGCCCGAGAAUCGACAUGCUACCGUGAACAAAUCUAGCACCAUCUACACAAAAUGUCCGUUCCUGGAUGAGAAGGGUAUCCUGCGCAGUCGUGGCCGAAUCGGUGCCGCUCCGUAUGCACCGACCGAAGCUAAGUUUCCCAUAAUCCUUCCCAACCAACAUCUAAUUACAUUCCUCCUUGUAGACUGGUACCAUCGCCGUUUCCGUCAUGCCAACCGCGAGACCAUCUUCAACGAGAUUCGCCAGCGCUUCGAAAUCUCAUCAUUACGACGACUGCUGGAGAAAGUAGAGCGCGCCUGUGCCUUCUGCCGCCUAACGAAAGCGAUCCCCAGACCACCAGUCAUGGCUCCGCUACCUGAGAUGCGCCUGACAGCUUUCAUUCAACCCUUUACCUUCACCGGGUUGGACUACUUCGGGCCAGUACUCGUGAAGGUGGGCAGAGGCAACGUGAAACGGUGGGUUGCCCUCUUCACCUGCCUUACUAUCAGAGCGGUGCACAUGGAGCUAGUGCACUCACUGAGCACCGAAUCUUGCAUCAUGGCAGUUCAACGUUUCGUGGCACGCAGAGGCAUGCCAAGAGAGUUCUGGACAGACAACGCCACCUGUUUCCAAGGUACCAGUAACGAGUUGAAGACUCAAAGGGACGCCUCAAACAAAGCACUCUCGGAAAAGUUCACGUCGGCAGACACCGCCUGGAAAUUCAUCCCACCAGCGGCGCCGCACAUGGGGGGCGCGUGGGAGAGGCUCGUGCGAUCGGUGAAAGUGGCGAUUGGAGCAAUCCUGCACUGUCCACGCAAACCGGAUGAUGAAACCUUAGAGACCGUCCUUCUGGAAGCGGAGGGAAUGAUCAACUCUAGACCGCUUACCGUUGUCCCUCUCGAGUCCGCGGAUCGGGAGGCUCUAACCCCCAACCACUUCUUGCUGGGUAGCUCCUCUGGGUCGAAGUUCCUACCGACCGAACAGCUGGACGUACGCUCUACCCUUCGAAGUAGCUGGAAGCUAGCCAGGUACAUAGUCGACGAUUUCUGGAACCGAUGGCUCAAGGAGUAUCUACCCGUAAUUACGCGGAGAUGCAAAUGGUUUCAGGACGUGAAGGAUCUGGCGGAAGGCGACUUGGUUCUCGUGGUUGACGGAACGGCGAGGAACCAGUGGAUACGAGGACGAAUCGAACAAGUGUUUCCUGGACGCGACGGCAGAGUACGGCAGGCGCUGGUUCGGACAUCCUCAGGGAUCCUGCGUAGACCAGCAGUAAAGAUCGCUGUAUUAGACGUCGAGGAGAAAGGUAAACCUGGUUCCGGUGUAUCUGGAGAAUCGGACUCUCACCAAGGUUUACGGGCGGGAGUAUGUCACGACGGGACCCUUCGGUGCGGUAACGCUCCUAACGGCAGCAUACCGUCGGCUGUCAGCGAAGAGUGA
Messenger RNA from Sabethes cyaneus, 5436 nucleotides. RefSeq lists its product as uncharacterized. Gene Ontology annotation, biological process: DNA integration. The record is from RefSeq and is a predicted model, not a curated record. The transcript has a single exon. The coding region runs from base 1 to 5436 and encodes 1811 amino acids. Lineage: Eukaryota; Metazoa; Arthropoda; Insecta; Diptera; Culicidae. Gene Ontology annotation, molecular function: nucleic acid binding; zinc ion binding.